Exserohilum turcica Et28A is the source of this 1320-nucleotide messenger RNA. RefSeq lists its product as uncharacterized. The record is from RefSeq and is a predicted model, not a curated record. NCBI's taxonomy places the organism in Eukaryota, Fungi, Ascomycota, Dothideomycetes, Pleosporales, Pleosporaceae. The transcript has a single exon. Bases 113 to 1066 code for a protein of 317 amino acids.
AUUGAUAUAAGUUGAUUCCCUCGGCACCGUGGGGCAACAAGGAGAUUUCCACAUUAUAUCACAUCUCAAUUGAUUGCUCUCGGGUGUCCAGCCACCUAACAUUGUCAUCGCAAUGGCAUUUCCCGGCACCGCGCACAAGUACUCGAAGCGGCGCAUCGCAUUCGAGCACACGCGCCCGCACUCGACCGACUCAACACCUCACACGCUUCUCUGGGUCGGAGGCCUCGGCGACGGCCUGCUAACAGUGCCGUACCCCUCUGAAAUCAGCAAGUCGCUGCCUCCCAACUGGGCCAUCGCCGAAGUGCUACUGGGAUCGUCAUAUCGCGGCUGGGGCAUCGGGUCGCUGUCGCGGGACGCUCGCGAACUGGGGGAAUGCGUGUCGUAUUUCAAGAGCCUGCGGCCGGGCAAGAAGAUUGUUGUCAUGGGCCACUCGACGGGGUGCCAGGACAUCAUGGAGUACGUGGUGGGUAAAGGGCGUGAGAAGCGCGAGCCGCUCGACGGCGUCAUGCUGCAGGGCGGCGUGAGCGACCGCGAGGCAUGGGAGGAUUUCGCAAGCGGAGCCGACGACCGCAAGCACGCGCUCCAGGACGCGAUUGCCCGCGCCAAACAGCUCAUUGAUGCGGGUCGGGAAAAGGACAUCUUGGAGCCGGACGGCAAUGCCGUGUUGAAGGAAAUGGGCGGCCCUGUCAAUGCGUAUCGCGCGUACUCGCUGCUGGCAAAGGGCGGCGACGACGAUUACUUCUCCAGCGACCUUUCCGACGAGCAGCUCGCCACGACAUUUGGCCGGAUUCCCAGGUCCACGCCCGUGUGCUUCCUGCUGGGUUCCGAGGACCCGUAUGUACCUGCUUCGAUCGACAGAGCGGCGCUUAUACAGCGGUGGACGCGGAUCCUCCGGGAAAAAGGCUGCGUUGUGGAUGACGAAGAUGGCGGUGUGAUUCCCGGUGCUCAUCACAAUCUCGACGACGAUCCAGAGCACGUUGUGCAGGAUUUGGUUCGGCGCGUGUGUGGCUUUGUGACGGGGCUGGAGGAGAGUCGUGCGUGGAAUAGUGCGGGUGCGCAUUUGUGAGUUUCAACGGCUGUUGUGCUGUAGCUCGACUGCGUGCUGUAUUUACCUGGGGAUUGUUCAUGGUUGGUUCUACUACAUUUGCUGGUUUUCUCCCGAAACGGGUACAUCAAGCCAUCGACUGACAGCACUGUUCACGGACGACUGCGACCCAGUUGUGCUGCGGCACCGAAGUUACGGCGCAAAGUCAACAGGACCAGGGUGGUAGUGGGAGAGAAUCUCUGGAGCAAGACCCACCUAGUGUGGAUAAUUUAAGC